AAAACAUAACAAACAAAAACCUUUUGUCUCUGUCUCUCUCUGUUUGUGUAACUUUGAGAGAGAGAGAGAGAGAAGCGCUUAGGUGGAGCAUAAAGAUUAAGAUUGAAUAAGAGAGGGUCCAUACUCCAUUGAAGCAUACCAUUCCCAUACCUGAAUUCCUCUGUUUUAGUCACCGCGCCCACCUUCUUCCUUCUUUUCUCUUUCUAUUCGCUAAUUCCAUUCAUUCUUCUACUCAUACCAAUGUAAACCUCUCUCUCUCUGUUUUUCUGAGUCAGGUUCAGUGCAAAGUGCAAACAGUUGUGUUAGAUCUUGCGUGCUCUGUUUUUUGUGAUCGUGAUCUGUAGGCAACGAGAAUGGGAGUUUGUUUGAGCGCCCAAAUAAAAGCUGAAAGCCCAUACAACACUGGGUUCAAUUCAAAGUGUGUGAGUAGUGAUGGAAAUGAUCUUGGGAGCACAAACAGUAAAGUUUCAGUAGUGUCGGUGCCUCAAACUCCUAGGAGUGAGGGUGAGAUCUUGCAGUCAUCUAAUUUGAAGAGCUUUACUUUAGCAGAACUUAAGACAGCCACUAGAAAUUUUCGUCCAGACAGUGUGUUAGGAGAGGGUGGUUUUGGAUCAGUUUUUAAAGGGUGGAUUGAUGAGAAUUCAUUGGCUGCUGCUAAACCUGGCACUGGCAUUGUUAUUGCUGUAAAAAGACUUAAUCAAGAUGGCGUCCAGGGUCACAGGGAGUGGUUGGCUGAAGUCAACUACCUUGGACAGCUUUCUCAUCCUCAUCUAGUGAGAUUGAUUGGUUAUUGCCUUGAAGAUGAACACCGCCUUCUGGUCUAUGAAUUUAUGCCUCGUGGAAGCUUGGAAAACCAUUUGUUCAGGAGAGGCUCAUAUUUCCAACCUCUUUCUUGGAGCCUCCGCUUGAAGGUUGCUCUUGAUGCUGCCAAAGGGCUUGCAUUUUUGCACAGUACUGAAACAAAAGUGAUAUAUCGAGACUUUAAGAGUUCAAAUGUCUUGCUGGAUUCAAAAUAUAAUGCAAAGCUUUCUGAUUUUGGGCUGGCAAAGGAUGGACCUACAGGUGACAAAAGUCAUGUAUCCACCAGGGUAAUAGGAACCUACGGAUAUGCAGCUCCUGAGUAUCUAGCCACAGGUCAUCUUACUGCAAGGAGUGAUGUCUAUAGUUUUGGAGUUGUGCUGCUAGAAUUGUUAUCUGGCAAGCGUGCUGUUGAUAAGAAUAGACCAUCUGGACAACACAAUUUGGUGGAAUGGGCUAAACCCUACCUGGCUAACAAACGUAAGCUUUUUCGCGUGUUGGACAGCCGUCUCGAAGGACAGUAUUCAACAGAUGAUGCCUCCAAGGUAGCCACACUUGCUUUGAGGUGCCUAUCAACAGAACCCAAGUUCAGGCCAAACAUGAAUGAAGUGUUUAGAACAUUGGAACAGUUACAAGUUCCUACUGUACAUAAUAGAGGCAAUCAAAAUCCUUCUGUCAAUGGAUCUCGUCCUCGUAGGAGAAGUGCUGAUGAUAUUAACCGUAUGAAGACAACUCCCACAGCAUAUCCCCGGCCCUCUGCAUCCCCUCUCUAUACUUGAUGACGUUGCAAUUAGGAAACACAAUGCAUCUUUUGCUAGUGAUCUCGUCCAUGAACUCAAUCACCUGUGUAGCUAGCUAAUGGAAUGUACAUAUCAUAUUUCACCUAAUAUAUUCAGUGCCAAACUUCUCUCUUGGAGAUUGCUAAUGUCAACGAAUUAAUAUUGCACCUACUCUGAGUUGUGUCAAUGUGCUUGUAACUAAUAAACUAGAUGAGAAGGCAUGUACUUAUGUAUGAUACCUCUGGUUAGUUCAUUUUUGUUCUACUCUAUAUUGAGAUCGUGUGGCUUACUAGUCUAUUUUGUAAAACUUAGUU
This is a messenger RNA of Abrus precatorius (Indian licorice), 1891 nucleotides long. RefSeq names its product probable serine/threonine-protein kinase PBL9. Gene Ontology annotation, molecular function: ATP binding; protein kinase activity. Lineage: Eukaryota; Viridiplantae; Streptophyta; Magnoliopsida; Fabales; Fabaceae. Gene Ontology annotation, biological process: protein phosphorylation. The transcript has 7 exons. The record is from RefSeq and is a predicted model, not a curated record. The coding region runs from base 354 to 1577 and encodes 407 amino acids.